Molecule: messenger RNA, 1945 nt
Organism: Danio rerio (zebrafish)
Lineage: Eukaryota; Metazoa; Chordata; Actinopteri; Cypriniformes; Danionidae
Gene: cabp1a
Product: calcium binding protein 1a
Molecular function (GO): calcium ion binding
Source: RefSeq, marked validated
AAAAACAUUAUUUUAUUGACCUUUUUAUAAUAUGAUUUUGCAUAAUAAAAAUGCACUUUGCUUUUAUGUAGGCUGUAAAAAAAACUCAUUUGAUAUGUGUAAUGUCCAAAUAACCAUAAAACCAUAAGGGAUAAGGAUUUUGCUCAACAUAAUAAUUUUAAAACUUUAAGUUUAUUUAGCAGGAUCACAUUUUAUAAUUAGCCCACUUUGUUUAUGAACGGAGUGAAAAAUCCUUUCCAUAUGUUUCUGGUCCAUACACUGUAUGUUGUCUUGUCACCCACAGGCAUCUGAUGAUGCACAACAUACGUUCUCCUCGUGUCCUCUCUCUCUCUCUCCCUCUCUCUCUCUCUCUCUCUCUCUCUCUCUCUCUCUGAAUCUUUUUUUGGUUUAUUUCCUUGCCCAUCUCCCCUUAUACCUACGCGUCCUACCAGAAUAGCGCUUACACCGCCUUACGGAGCAAUCAGGUGGCACCAACUCCAACAUCUCGACAGCAUCAUUUCAAGCCCAACAUGCCAUCGAGGAGGUACCGAUGUACCCUCAGCUCUCUACAUCGGGCUAUUCUAUUCAAGCCAUAAUAAUGUGACACAUCGGAGGUCAGCCUUUACCUUCAAGGGCAUUUGAAAAGGCAGAGGAUGAGUUUCACGCUCCCCAAAAGCGAAUCGACGACCUCCUUGCUGAGAUCCUCUGCACCGGCCAGGAGCGCGGUCCAGCCGCCCGAUCAUCGGCGACCGCAGCAUCAGCGCUCCGCGGCGGCAUCUGGAGCGGAGCCGGCGGACUGCGAUGCGAGCUCGCGGAGACCCCUGUGUCACCCCUCACUGGUCGGUACCCGGAAUAGCGCAGAGAAGAGCCACCCACAACCCUCCCACGGACACGCUCUCUCCGCGGCUCGCAGUCAGGAGGACCUGUCGGAGCUUCCAGGUGGAGAAGAGCGCAAGACAACCAGGCGACAUCACCAUCAUCACCAUCACCAUCAUCACCACCACAAUCGUCAUCAUCACCAUCACCGCCACCGCUCCACCCGGGACGACCUGCCCCAGGAGCCCCGACCCAAGCACUCUCACGCCGCUCGCAUGCCCAGCAGAACUCAGUCUUUCUCCGAGUCUAGAGACGAGACGUCGCUCUUUUUUGAGUCUCCUCCGCCGGCUCGACCGGGCUCCUCCACGAGCAGAGAGGUGGGUCCAGCCUCCACCGCCUCAUCUUCGCCGGUGCCCGCGUCCUCCAGCCGCUCCUCCCGGAGGUCAGCGAGGUCCAGCGCAGCAUCUUCCGAAGCAGACUUCAACCUGCGACCCUUUCUCAGCUCAGUGUUUGGACAGAAUCGAGAGUUGAGACCUGAGGAGAUUGAUGAGCUGCGAGACGCGUUUAAGGAGUUUGAUAAAGAUAAAGAUGGCUUCAUCAGCUGUAAAGACCUGGGAAACUGCAUGAGGACUAUGGGAUACAUGCCAACUGAGAUGGAGCUAAUAGAGCUGAGCCAACAGAUCAAUAUGAACUUAGGUGGCCAUGUGGACUUCGAGGAUUUUGUGGAGUUGAUGGGACCUAAACUUCUUGCCGAGACAGCAGACAUGAUCGGCAUAAAGGAGCUGAGAAAUGCCUUCAAAGAGUUUGACACAAAUGGAGAUGGUGAAAUAAGCACAGGAGAGCUGAGGGAAGCAAUGAGGAAACUGCUGGGACAACAGGUCGGUCAUCGAGACCUGGAGGACAUACUGAGAGACAUUGACUUGAAUGGAGAUGGGAGAGUGGAUUUUGAAGAGUUUGUGCGAAUGGUGUCCCGCUGAGAGGGCAGCAUUUCUAUAGUGUCUCCAGCAAAAGAAACUGAGAUGCUGUACUGCUUCCUGCUGGUCAAAGCAGACAGAGUUUUAGACUACUGCAAGAAAAGCCUUGCUGAGCCACUGUUAUAUGGUAGAAAAACAGAAAACUGGACUUUUUCUGAAGAAAGAAAAAAAAAAAA